AUGCAGGCUGAAGCGAUCCCAGUGCUACGAGAGUCUGCAAUGGGCCUCGCUUUCCUACAUGGCAUGGGCAUUGUGCACUAUGAUCUGAAGCCGGAGAAUGUGCUGUUCAGCAGCGGCCGCCUUCGGCUGUGCGACUUUGGCUCUGCGAGCUCGCGCCAGUGGCCGGAGUUCGGCGCAGACUCUUCACGCCACGUGGUGCGGGAGGUGGACCUCUUCUUCACCCAGAGGACCACGCCCAUGUUCCGGCCGCCGGAGCUGGCAGAUCCGGACCUGGUCCGGCUGCCCAUCGGCUGCCCUGCAGAUCUUUUUAUGCUGGGGCUGUGCCUUUAUCAGAUGCUCUUCGCCGUGCACGCGUUUCCGAUGGAGGGCCGUUUGGCUAACAUUCACGUCAGGUACUCCCUGCCUGAAGGUGCUCAGGAGUGCUACUCCCAAGCCCUUUUGUCAACUCUGACGGCGCUCAUGAGCCGAGACCCAAGGGCGCGGCCGACUGCCAAGGAGCUCGCAAUGACGGGCCUAGUGCAGAUGAGUGCAGCGGCUUGA
Messenger RNA from Effrenium voratum, 540 nucleotides. NCBI's taxonomy places the organism in Eukaryota, Dinophyceae, Suessiales, Symbiodiniaceae. The record is from the annotation of a GenBank genome assembly.